CGAUCCGGUCCUUAGGGCACUAGCGAUUUCCGCCGGCUUUUCUAUCGUCACUAUAUUCGUUUUAAUUUGUACCGGUCCUAUCCGUCAAGAUGGGUUGUGGAAUGAGCACGGAGGAGAAGGAGGGCAAGGCCCGCAACGAGGAGAUCGAGAACCAGCUCAAAAGGGAUAAGAUGAUGCAGCGGAACGAAAUCAAGAUGCUUCUUCUGGGUGCUGGUGAAUCCGGAAAGUCGACCAUCUUAAAACAGAUGAAGAUCAUCAACGAGGGUGGUUACUCACGCGACGAGCGAGAGUCCUUCAAAGAAAUCAUCUUCAGCAAUACCGUCCAGUCCAUGCGCGUCAUCCUCGAAGCCAUGGAGUCUCUGGAACUGCCGUUAGAGGACCAGAGAAUGGAGUACCACGUCCAGACAAUCUUCAUGCAACCAGCCCAGAUCGAGGGCGACGUAUUACCUCCGGAGGUUGGCAACGCGAUCGAGGCUCUAUGGAAGGACCGUGGUGUCCAAGAAUGUUUCAAGCGAUCGCGCGAAUACCAAUUAAACGAUUCGGCUAGAUACUACUUCGACAAUAUCGCUCGCAUUGCCGCGCCGGAUUACAUGCCUAAUGAUCAGGAUGUCCUUCGAUCCCGUGUCAAGACUACCGGUAUCACCGAAACGACUUUUAUUAUUGGUGAUUUGACGUACAGAAUGUUCGAUGUCGGUGGUCAACGAUCCGAGAGAAAGAAGUGGAUCCACUGCUUUGAGAACGUGACGACUAUCCUGUUCUUAGUCGCCAUUUCGGAGUACGACCAGUUACUCUUCGAAGACGAGACCGUCAACCGUAUGCAAGAAGCGUUAACUCUAUUCGACUCCAUCUGCAAUUCGCGAUGGUUCAUCAAGACCUCCAUCAUCUUGUUCUUGAACAAGAUCGACAGAUUCAAGGAGAAGCUCCCUGUUAGCCCGAUGAAGAACUACUUCCCCGACUACGAAGGCGGUGACGACUACGCGGCGGCUUGCGAUUAUAUUCUCAACCGAUUCGUCAGCUUGAACCAACAUGAGACCAAGCAGAUCUACACGCAUUUCACAUGCGCGACGGAUACGACGCAAAUCCGAUUCGUCAUGGCUGCGGUCAACGAUAUCAUCAUCCAAGACAACCUUCGCCUCUGUGGUCUCAUUUGAUUGUAUAAAAAGGGGGACUGAUCAUAGAGAUGAAACCCGCGAUAGAACAGCGGCUUACCACAAUACCCAAUCGCACAUUCGAUGGCUGCCAGUAAUGCCAUAUACCUGGCUAACGACUUGACCUGUACUCACCACGAACUUGGCCGACGAUCUCCUUCCAUGUGUUUGCUUUGCGCCUGAAUUAUCUCAGAUACUCC
Annulohypoxylon truncatum is the source of this 1348-nucleotide messenger RNA. RefSeq names its product guanine nucleotide-binding protein subunit alpha. The transcript is spliced from 4 exons. Bases 90 to 1151 code for a protein of 353 amino acids. Gene Ontology annotation, cellular component: heterotrimeric G-protein complex. The record is from RefSeq and is a predicted model, not a curated record. Gene Ontology annotation, molecular function: GTP binding; GTPase activity; G protein-coupled receptor binding. Gene Ontology annotation, biological process: G protein-coupled receptor signaling pathway. NCBI's taxonomy places the organism in Eukaryota, Fungi, Ascomycota, Sordariomycetes, Xylariales, Hypoxylaceae.